AAUGACCAAUCUUUCAUUUAUGCCUCCAUUUUAUUUUUUUUUUAUUUUUCUAUUCAUUCUCCUAAAAUUCUACAUUAGCCAUGGAUUUAAAACGUAUCAAUGCUCUUAUCCGAGACAUUCCCGACUUUCCAAAACCGGGUAUUCUGUUCAAGGACAUCUUUCCAUUGUUUCAGGAUCCAAUCGCUGUUGAAAUGGUGAUCACUCAUAUUGUGAACCAUAUCAAUACAUCCUUUGACAAGAAGAUUGAUGUUAUUGUAGGUCUGGAUGCUCGUGGUUUCCUUUUCGGUCCUAUUAUUGCUAUGCGUCUUGGUGCCGCAUUUGCCCCCGUCCGCAAGGCUGGCAAGCUUCCUGGCACCACUAUCCAAGUCGCAUAUGAGAAGGAAUAUGGCACUGACUUAUUCGAGAUGCAGUGUGACUCAAUUAAGCCUGGUCAGAAUGUGAUUGUGAUUGAUGACUUGAUUGCAACUGGUGGAAGCGCUAGGGGUGCUCAGGAACUGAUUGAAAAGAUGCGCGGCAAUGUCUUAUCUUUCAUCUUCUUGAUUGAACUUGAGUUUUUAAAGGGCAAGGACAUCCUUAAAGCCCCUGUCUACUCCAUGAUCAAGGCUUGAAAUGACAUUGAGAAUAUAGAGGACAUAGAAGACGUUGAAUGUUGAAAGGGUACAAGGC
This is a messenger RNA of Lobosporangium transversale, 666 nucleotides long. Its product is annotated as adenine phosphoribosyltransferase. The record is from RefSeq and is a predicted model, not a curated record. Gene Ontology annotation, biological process: AMP salvage; adenine salvage. The transcript has 2 exons. Gene Ontology annotation, cellular component: cytoplasm. Lineage: Eukaryota; Fungi; Mortierellomycota; Mortierellomycetes; Mortierellales; Mortierellaceae. Gene Ontology annotation, molecular function: AMP binding; adenine phosphoribosyltransferase activity; adenine binding. The coding region runs from base 81 to 608 and encodes 175 amino acids.